UCUCUCUCUCUGAAAACUGCAGAAGCCAUCAGAACUAGUUUAGAACGAAUUAAAAAAGAUGUUGUUAGGGAAGCGUCCCCGCCCUCCGAUGAGGAGGACAACAAGCAUGACUGGGAUCACCGUUGAUCUGAACAACGUGGAAGGCGAGGAACCGACGGAUGUGCAUGCAGCAGCAGCAGCAGCAGCAGCGAUGGUGGUGGGCCCACAACCAGGGCCUGCUGCUGCUGUUAAUAAUAAUAAUAAUAAUAUUGAGAGCAUGGACAUGAAGAAGAACAACUUUGGGUACCAUGAACAGCACCGUUUCCUGGCCAUGUUGUCUCCCAGAAACAACCACCGAACAAACUCCGCUGCUCAUGACGUCGUUGAGACCGCUCACUUUCUCCGCACGUGCGGCCUCUGCAAACGCCACUUGGCUUCAGGCCGUGACAUCUACAUGUAUAGGUAAUUAAUUAAUUUACCCCUUGUUGGAAUUAUCUAUGCUUUUAU
Messenger RNA from Prunus mume (Japanese apricot), 486 nucleotides. The record is from RefSeq and is a predicted model, not a curated record. Lineage: Eukaryota; Viridiplantae; Streptophyta; Magnoliopsida; Rosales; Rosaceae.